CGUUUACAACCAUAAUUUAUGGUAAGAAAAAGCUUUUAUUUAUUUAUUUUUCAGUUCGCAUGUAUAUUUGGACAGAAAUUGCUUGCAAAUAUUUCAUAUCUAUAGCACAAGAAUAUUUAGCUGUUCAAGAGUGUUUAUGUAUUCAGUUUUAGUCAACUAAUAACUUUGUGUGACCGUGUUAAACCUCGCAGUUAUUAGUUUUAGAAUAAUAGGAGUAAGAGCAAAUCGGAAGGAAUUUAGGGUCAGUCAAACAAAAACGUUGCAUCACUACAUGAAUUCACAGACUGCCGGUUUUUUUCUGAGCUAUCUUAGGGGGAUAAAACUAUCUGGUUGUUGUCGGAGAGAUAACCAUAGUUUAUGGCUGAUGACCAGAUAUGACCUUGGUUCAAAACCACUCAGUGUCAGAAGUGUUCUAUUGGGUUGUCUUUUGAAGAAGGGUGCGCCCUAGAAGUGUGUUAUACACUAUUAUUUGUUUAAACAUAUAAGCAUUGGCGUAAGGGGGUACCACAUAUAUAUGUGCCACACAGUAAAAAUGAAGUUGUAGAAGGAUAGAGGAAGGAAAGUGAGUAUAAUAAAAAAUAAGAACAACAAUCAUUAGAGAUUAAUGUACUGGAGUGAAAUAAGAACUCGCUCUCUGUUGAUCACUUAACUGGUGGUAGAACUCAUUCUUGAUCACAUCCGGGCUGCAGUCUGUCAAAGCGUAGGCAGAGACAAUGAAAAGACAUUGUUUUUCACGCCGAUUUCUUCUCAUUUUCAUGGGGCUUUCUAAUCUAACAGCACAUAACCGGCUGUUAAUGGAGAUCCGAUCGAUUGGUGCUGCUUCAGCUCUAGCGCUUGUUGUGACACCAACGCCAACAAAAGCAGACGACGAUUCCACAGGGUCCCUGGAUAGACGUGCGUAAAACAAGUUUUUCGAAGCAACAGAUAGAGAGUGAACUUGUAGUAGUUUACUAGGAUCUUGGGUCUCGGAUAGACAACAUAUGUCGAUGUUGAGACUCUCUAGAGACAAAGCCAACCCUAUCUGUUGUCCUAUCUUUAUUGGUUUGUGAACGUUGAAAGAGGUCAGUGAGAGUAACUUCUUCAACUAAAAGAGUUAUUUCUGGUUGUAUUUUUCCAACUGAUCUACCCCAUUAUUAUUAUUAUUAUUAUUAUUAUUAUUUCACUUUCAUACACUAAUUUCCAAUUAUCGUUCUUUUUAUUAUGCUCACUUUCCUUCAUCUAUCCUUCCACUACCUUAUUUUUAUUGUGUGGCACACAUAUAUUUGUCACUUCCUUAUGUUUCAAUGAAUAGAUGGAUGCAUUUUUGGGGAGUUGCAAAGUAUUCCUCGGAAAAGUCCAUAUGGGUUCAGAAAACACUGGGAACCAUUUUAUUCAGUCAAUGUUGAAUAGAAGCUUCCCAGAAACAUCUAGAAUGUAAAUUGCCAAGUGUUACGUUUCUGAUUGGAUAUUUACCUCUUUUGCUACUAUAUUUGCUUUGGUUCCGGAAAAUUUCAAAACCGUACAAUCAUCUGUAGUAUUAUAAAUAUCCUCGUUUUUCCGUACACAAACUAACCUUGAGGUGCUUUUGUGGCUGGUCUUGAUGCAGGAUUAAUCUAUAAUUCAUGGCCAAAAAUGGCUGAUAAGUGGAUUCCUGAUGAUUUAAUUGUAUCUCGAUAUGGUUCUACUGUGGGGAACUUUUUGGACAAUCCAACUACAGUUCAAUUUACUCAUCGAAUGCUAGCUUAUACAACAGUUUUAACCACAGGUUUAUUAUGGGCAAAUGUCAUGCGUUUAGGUGUAGCAUGUACAGGACCACGUAUUAGGAAUGCUGCACACUUGGUUUUUAGUGCUGUGUUAGGACAAUCAUUACUUGGCAUAACAACUUUAUUAUGUUAUGUACCAGCUUCAUUGGGAUCAUUGCAUCAAUGCGGUGGUGUUGUUUUACUUUCAUCCUUACUCUGGUUUACGCAUUGUUUACGUGCUGUUCCAAAAUAA
Messenger RNA from Schistosoma curassoni, 1974 nucleotides. The record is from the annotation of a GenBank genome assembly. Lineage: Eukaryota; Metazoa; Platyhelminthes; Trematoda; Strigeidida; Schistosomatidae.